AUGGCUUUGCCUGCAACUAUGAAAGUAUUAGGGCUUAUACCCGGAAUUGCUUUGAUUAUCUUUAUGGCGUUCUUGACGAAUGCCUCGAUCGAUCUUUUACUUCGAUUCAGUAGGGCUGGGAAAUCGAUUUCUUAUGGAGGUGUUAUGGAGGAUGCUUUUGGAAGAAUUGGUAGAAUGUUGUUGCAAGUAUGUGUGUUGGUUAACAACAUUUGUGUUCUUGUUUUCUACAUGAUUAUCAUCGGUAUGGCUCGAUUGAUUCGUGAUGUGCUUUCUGGAACAACUUCAGAUGGGAUUCACCAUGCUGGUGUUUUACAAGGGUGGUUUGGUGAACAUUGGUGGAAUGGUCGUUUUUUCGUUCUUCUUGUAACCACCCUCGGGGUAUUUGCGCCGUUAGCCAGUCUAAAGCAGAUAGGUUCGUUUGGUGCCAAACACCGUGGUUCAAUUAUUGCAGUCAUGAUGUGUGCUGGUCUACAAAAGCGCAUUCAGGUCAACUGGACCAUUGUCUUUCCUGGUUUGGCUGUUUACACUAAUGCAUCUUGA
Molecule: messenger RNA, 540 nt
Organism: Cynara cardunculus var. scolymus (artichoke)
Lineage: Eukaryota; Viridiplantae; Streptophyta; Magnoliopsida; Asterales; Asteraceae
Product: amino acid transporter AVT6A-like
Exons: 4
Coding region: 1-540 (179 amino acids)
Biological process (GO): amino acid transmembrane transport
Molecular function (GO): amino acid transmembrane transporter activity
Source: RefSeq, a predicted model, not a curated record